Messenger RNA from Mytilus californianus (California mussel), 2529 nucleotides. Its product is annotated as putative amine oxidase [copper-containing]. Bases 124 to 2493 code for a protein of 789 amino acids. The record is from RefSeq and is a predicted model, not a curated record. Gene Ontology annotation, molecular function: copper ion binding; primary methylamine oxidase activity; quinone binding. Gene Ontology annotation, biological process: amine metabolic process. The transcript has 4 exons. Gene Ontology annotation, cellular component: plasma membrane. NCBI's taxonomy places the organism in Eukaryota, Metazoa, Mollusca, Bivalvia, Mytilida, Mytilidae.
UCUGCUAAAAAAUGAAAAAUUAUUUGCAUUAAUUUUGUUCGAACUCUUUAUCGAUGUGGAAGAUUUUAAGAAAUAGCAAAUUUGAUUUUAAUGUACUGAUAUAACCUGCAUUUGUUACUGAGGAUGAUCAAGUUAAUAUUUUUGGUAUUAUGGAUUCCUAGUAUAUUGUGCGUCAAGCCAAAAUGGAAUAAUGCAUAUGGAGAGAAAUGUGAUCAAAUAUUCUACAAAUGGAUGCUCAAGUCAGCCAAGAAAAACAUUCCAGUGUGUAGUCGUAAAUCCAGUUUGUAUGGUAAUGUGGACCUGAGGGAAAAUAUUAAACCAUCUGUUUUUCGUGAUUUAACGAAAAAGGAAAUAGAAGGUCUGCUAGAUUACCUUUAUAACCGAUCAAAUUUAAACCUUACUAUCGCAGAUAAAGCAGCAAUUAAUACGAACUAUAUUUUCAUUUCUGAAGUAUUUUUGCCACCGAAAAGAGACGUUUUGAAGCAUUUAAAUAAAGGUUGUGUUCAGCCUACACGGGAGGCCCGUGUGAUGAUUUUUCGAGGCGCCUUCUCCAUUCCAGAUGUAAUAGAAAUAGUUGUAAGUCCUUUGCCAAACCCGACUGGUUAUCGUCAUGUUCCUUACCGACCGAAGUCUAUUCCAUUUAUUGAUCGCCCUAUUGACGUUUUUGAUUUGAGUAUCACGCCAUUGCUUGAAAAAAUUGAUAAAGUUGCAGGAAAAAUGCUUUAUGAAUUAUAUGGUGGUCGUUUAAUUAAUUGUAGCGAUCGAUGCUUGUCUUUCAAUGUCAAUAGUCAACUGACAACUCCGCUGUCUGGUGUCAGGAAACGUUUAUGGUUUAGUUGGUUGCAACAAUUCACGGAACAUUUUUUGUUACGGCCCUUAGAUUUUGCAGUCCUCAGAGAAGUAGAUAAUAACGGUAACGAUGCUUUAAUCAAGAUUUGGUUUGAUGGAUCAUUAUUCAAUAGCUUAGAACAAACAGUUGCGUACUACUAUACAUACAAGGCAUAUAUCAUUAAGGUCCCUUUUCCAACAAGCGAUAAGAAAGGUGAUCGGACUGUAAAUUCAAGAGGCAAACCAUCCUUUAAAAACCCUCUUAAAGACCCAUCACAAGUAUCUCCAGACGGGAUACGAUACAAUAUCGACGACAGACAUGUUUCAUAUACGUACUGGGAGUUUGAUGUUGGGAUGUCGGUAUUCUACGGACCACGAUUAAAUGAUAUUCGCUACAAAGGUGACCGUAUUGCUUAUGAAAUAAGUCUUCAAGAACUUGCCACUUUUUAUUCCGGAGAUAAACCACAGGAACAUGUACUUAAUUUCUUAGAUACUACCUGGAAGAUUGGUGCUUUAGCAAAAUAUUUACAUCCUGGUAUUGAUUGUCCAAAUGAUGCAACUUUUAUAAGUUCCUCUUUUAAAGUUGACACACAAGAUAAACCUUUGAUUAAUGAGCGUGCUUUUUGUAUAUUUGAGUUCAAUACUGGGAUGCCUCUCCGUCGCCAUAACGGUUACUUUAAGUAUCUCCAUCGAUUUUACGAAGGAGUUACAAAUGUGGCGUUGAUCGUCAGAACAAUUCCUACGAUUGGCAUUUAUGAUUAUGUCAUAGAUUUUAUUUUUUUUCAAAAUGGCGUCAUAGAAGUAAAAAUAACACCCACAGGAAUAGUGACAAGCUCAUGGCAUGAACAUGACAACCCGUACAGUUUUCAAGUUGAUAACAAUUUAAUGUCGCCAUUACACCAACAUCUGUUUAAUUUAAAAAUGGACCUUGAUAUUAAAGGUACAAGUAACAGAUUCGAAACCAUCGACAUAGAACCGGAUGUUGUUGAUAACGUAUGCCACAAAAAUCGAGGGGCUAAAAUUGUUCAAAACAGAUUCAUCAAAAGAUUGAAACAGACGGAACUUCAGGCGGCUUACAAAUUCAAUUUCGAUUAUCCGAAGUUGCUUACCUUUGUCAACAAUAAUAAAAAGGACAAAUUCGGAAAUUCACCAGGAUACAAAUUGUUAAAUAAAGGUAUGACUAAGGUGAUCAGACCGCCAAAUGACGGAAACAACCCAGCCGUAAGCUGGUCCCAGUACCAAGUCGCAGUCACAAAAUACAAGGACAGUGAACCAUACUCUAGCUCUGUAUAUACCCAUUCAGAUAAUCCUGUAUUUACUUUUCAAGAAUUUAUCGAUGACAAUGAGAAGAUUGUAGACGAGGAUCUUGUUGCAUGGGUUACAAUGGGUAUGCAUCAUGUUGUACAGAAAGAGGAUAUACCUGUCACACACACACCGGGUCAAUCGCACAGUACAUUCUUGAUACCAUUUAAUUACUUUGAUGAGAGUCCUGGCAUGUCGGCGGGAAAUGCAGUACGCUUAGAUCCAGUAGAUCUUAAUGACAAGACUAAGAUGGUGAAAAUCGACCGACUUGGAACCAAAAGUGAUGUUGACUGUAUCCCUAAAAAAACUUAUUACGAUGCAACAUUGAAAAAAAAUCCUUGUCUUGCUAUUGAGUGUUUAUAACCUUAUAUAUAUAACGAAUAAAUGAAUAAUGUUUCA